AUGGAGGGGAUGCUCAACUACUUCGUUCCGGAGGAUGGAGAUUCGUCUGACCACCUAAAUGUGGUACCAUUGCCACGUGUAGACUUGUUACGACUGCAACAUAUAAAAAAAAGCUUCCCGUUACCUGGCAAUUUCCACUUUCGCUUUAAAACGGCCUUUGAAGGAACAUAUGUGUGGCUGGACGUGGUCAAUGACACGGAUCCAGUGCCGGACUUUGACGGACUCAUUAUCUGUAAAAUUUCACGCGUCCAAAGCAAAAACUCCAUGCGCCCAGCAGAGCAAACAGAGACUCUUCCGAAGGCUCAAGUGGAGGCACCCGAUCUCAUUCAGACAUCGGAAAAUCCAUUGUCACCUGAUCAGCGACAAGAGGAAUCUCCAAUUGUGCAAAAGACUUUUAACGACGAUUUGGUUGGACUGCUGUCGGAUCCAGUGCCUUCAUCAACAUCACAAGCUGCUUCGACCACUUCUCCAGUUCCUCCAACAAGUUCUCCUCCUCCUUCUCAGGUAUCUCAUGAUCCAUUUGAUGUCUUCGCUGGUAAUAGUGCGGCUCCUAUGCGGCCGACACCUAUCUCCGCUACGAUGGCAAGCAACGGACCUCGUGGCUUAUCGCCGACAACUACAGGAAACCAUGGCGGACCAUAUGGAACUAAAGGAGGGUUCAAUGCUAUGGGUGUUGGAGGUCCGUCACCAAUGGUUCCUCGAGGUCCUAGCGGCAUGAAUAUCAGUCAGAUGCAUCUAGGCAUGAGUCCAGGUAUGCAGCAGCAGCAACAACAGCAGAAUAGCUUUCAAGGUUUGCAGUGGCAAGGCAUGGGACAACAGCAUCAGUCGCAACAGCAACAGCAACGGAACCUCAAUACGAGGCAAUGGUAA
This is a messenger RNA of Peronospora farinosa, 870 nucleotides long. Lineage: Eukaryota; Oomycota; Peronosporomycetes; Peronosporales; Peronosporaceae. The record is from the annotation of a GenBank genome assembly.